Elgaria multicarinata webbii is the source of this 4377-nucleotide messenger RNA. It is a transcript of the gene SEC31A, whose product is annotated as SEC31 homolog A, COPII coat complex component. Gene Ontology annotation, molecular function: protein binding; structural molecule activity. Gene Ontology annotation, cellular component: endoplasmic reticulum exit site; COPII vesicle coat. Gene Ontology annotation, biological process: COPII-coated vesicle cargo loading; intracellular protein transport; endoplasmic reticulum to Golgi vesicle-mediated transport. NCBI's taxonomy places the organism in Eukaryota, Metazoa, Chordata, Lepidosauria, Squamata, Anguidae. The record is from RefSeq and is a predicted model, not a curated record. The coding region runs from base 182 to 4012 and encodes 1276 amino acids. The transcript has 29 exons.
GCCGCCGGGAUGGAGGCGGUGCUCCGGCUGCCACGUUGAAGCGGAACGUGGAGGAGCCUCGGGCCCUGAUAGAAAGCGAGGAGGAGCCGCCGGCGAAGGAGGCCGCAACUGAGCCCUGCCUUUCCUGGAGAGGGUGACCGGCCGGAGCAGUGAUGCUGUCUGUUACUCUGUUUUCAGCAGGAUGAAGCUAAAAGAGAUAGACCGUACUGCCAUGCAGGCAUGGAGUCCAUCUGACCACCAUCCCAUUUACUUGGCUACUGGUACAUCUGCUCAGCAGUUAGAUGCGACCUUCAGCAGCAAUGCUUCCCUGGAAAUAUUUGAACUUGACUUGACAGACCCCUCGCUGGAUAUGAAGUCCUGUGCCAUUUUCUCUUCCUCACAUAGGUAUCACAAACUGAUAUGGGGCCCUCACAAAACGGCGUCCGAUGGGACUCUUUCAGGGGUACUUAUUGCUGGUGGCGAAAAUGGGAAUAUCAUUUUGUAUGACCCAGCUAAAAUACUAGCUGGUGAAAGCGAAGUUGUGAUUGCACAGAAGGAUAAGCACACAGGACCUGUGAGAGCUCUGGACGUCAACGUAUUCCAGACAAACCUAGUAGCGUCUGGUGCAAAUGAGUCUGAGAUUUACAUCUGGGACUUGAACAACUUUGCAACACCAAUGACACCGGGAGCCAAGACACAGCCUCCUGAAGACAUCAGCUGCAUCGCGUGGAACAGGCAAGUCCAGCAUAUCUUGGCUUCGGCGAGCCCCAGCGGCCGUGCGACAGUGUGGGAUCUCAGGAAAAACGAACCCAUCAUCAAAGUCAGCGACCACAGUAACCGGAUGCACUGCUCAGGGCUAGCUUGGCAUCCCGACGUUGCUACGCAGAUGGUCCUGGCUUCAGAAGACGACAGGCUGCCUGUGAUCCAGAUGUGGGACCUCAGGUUUGCAUCUUCUCCACUGCGUGUUCUGGAGAGCCAUGCAAGGGGUAUCUUGACCAUUGCAUGGAGUAUGGCAGAUCCUGAACUGUUGCUGAGCUGUGGAAAGGAUGCUAAAAUCCUUUGUUCCAAUCCAAACACAGGAGAGGUGCUGUACGAACUGCCUACCAGUACCCAGUGGUGCUUUGACGUUCAGUGGUGCCCCAGAAACCCUGCUCUCCUCUCCGCUGCUUCUUUCGAUGGGAGGAUUAGCAUUUACUCAAUCAUGGGAGGAAGCCCAGACAACAUGCGGCAGAAACAAGCGGACAAGCUGUCGUCAUCCUUUGGGAAUCUUGAUCCAUUUGGAACAGGGCAGCCCCUUCCUCCGUUACAACUUCCACAGCAGACCACCCCCACAGUCCUGCCAUUGAAGAAGCCCCCCAAGUGGAUUCGCCGGCCCGUGGGUGCCUCUUUCUCUUUUGGAGGGAAGCUGGUUACGUUUGAGAACAGCAAGCCUCCACAGCAAGGAGCGGAGCAGCCUCAGCCGCGCUACCACGUCUACGUCAGCCAAGUUGUCACCGAGAAGGAAUUCUUGAGCCGUUCUGAUCAGCUGCAGGAGGCUGUGCAGGCCGAAGCGUUCAUCAACUAUUGUCAGAAGAAAAUCGAUGCUGCCAAGAAUGACUUUGAGAAGAACGUGUGGUCUUUCUUGAAGGUGCAUUUUGAGGAGGAUUCGCGUGGUAAAUAUCUGGAACUCCUGGGGUACCGGAGAGAUGACCUGGGGCAAAAGAUUACUUCAGCUCUCAGUAAAGAGGCUCUUCCCCGCAGAGAACUAGAUGAGGCUCUUGAGGAAUCUGACCAGUCUGCACAGAGCGAUGGCGAAGAGGGUCUGCCGGCUAAGGAUCAGCUCUUGGCAGAGAGUACCAAAGACGAGAUGGAAGCGCUGCCAUCUGCAGAUGAAACAUUUAAUAUUUCUAUCACCGGAGAUAUCGAUGGCUUAAUCACUCAGGCGUUGCUGACUGGCAACUUUGAAGGCGCCGUCAAUCUCUGCCUCCAUGACAAUCGCAUGGCUGAUGCCAUUAUAUUGGCUAUAGCUGGUGGCCAGGAGCUGCUGUCCAAGACACAGAAGAAAUACUUUGCAAAGACACAUGGAAAAAUUACCAGGCUCAUCACUGCAGUUGUGACCAAGAACUGGAAGGAGAUUGUCCAGUCUUGUGAUCUGCAGAAUUGGAGAGAGGCUCUGGCUGCUGUCUUGACUUACGCUAGACCAGACGAAUUUGCAGCUCUCUGCGAUUUGUUGGGCGCUAGACUUGAAAAGGAAGGGGACAGCCUCCUGCAGACGCAGGCUUGCCUGUGUUACAUUUGUGCUGGGAACGUGGAGAAGCUAGUUGCCUGCUGGACUAAAGCCCAGGACGGAAGCCACCCGCUGUCCUUGCAGGACCUCAUUGAAAAAGUGGUAAUCCUGCGUAAAGCGGUCCAGCAGACGCAAGUGAUGGAUGCCAAUGCUGUAGGGGCCGUUCUGGCUGAAAAGAUGAGUCAGUAUGCCAACCUCUUGGCUUCUCAGGGCAGCAUUGCUGCAGCAUUAGCUUUCCUUCCUGCUAACACCAACCAGCCAAACAUUGUGCAGUUGCGGGACAGAAUUUGCAGAGCUCAAGGAGAGCUUCCCAGGGGCCCGGAGGCACCAAAGGCACCUUACGAGAGACAACCUGCAGCCAAGGGAAGAGUUGGGCCUGCGACUGGCCAGAUGCAGAUGCCACAAGCCCCAGCCCAUCAAUAUUAUCAGCAGGUUAGAGUUGCCCCUACUGUCACUACCUGGAGUAACAAAACCCCCACUGCCCUUCCUAGUCAUCCUUCUGCAGCCUCUCCCUCUGAGACACAGGGAGAAAACGUCCCCCCUCCUCCAGGGUUUAUUAUGCCAGGGUCCAUCAAUCCGAAUGCACCACCGCAUCAGCCUGCACCUCCUGGCUAUAACAUGUAUUCGCAGGUGGCGUCGCGGCAGGCAUAUCCACAACCUUGUCAGCCAGCACAGCAGUAUUCUUUCGGAACGGGGGGACCGUCGCUCUAUCAGCCCCAACAGCCGCCCCUCGCCCCUCCAGCUUCGGCCUCCUACGCGAACCCCAACCCUCCUUACAUGCCCCCUAACCCUCCCAGUUCCAUGCCUUCUCCCUUAUACCCAGCACAGCCCCAAGCCUCUCCGACCAGCUUGAACCCGAGCUCUCCUCUCCCUCCUCCCCCUCCUCCUGGCUCCUCCUCCUUCCAGCAUGGCAGGCCAGGAGCCCCAGCCUCUUCUCUGCCGUAUGCGCUGCCUUCUGGACCAACAGGUACAGAGCCUGCAACCUGUGAGCUCGCUGCAUCCCAAAGAACAGAAUAUCAAUCCGUACAAGAACGAGGCAGUAUCCUGCAAGGUGAUUUAGGGCCGCAGAAUGGCUGGAACGACCCUCCUGCCUUAACCAGGGGUCAAAAGAAAAAGAAGAUGACUGACAACUUCAUGCCUCCUGUUCCCAUCACAACCCCGAUCAUGAAUCCUUUGUCAGACCCACAAGCUCAGCAACAGCAGCAGCCUCCGGCUUCAGGCCCGCCUCCGCCCCAGGCUCCGUUCCAGCCCUCGCACUUUCCUCCGGGGCAGCCCAUGUUACAGCACCCUUUCCAGAACGUUCCCCAGCCUGGGGGUCACACCAUCAUGACUCCUGCGGUGUCGACACCUAGCAUGGAAGGAGCUCCAGGCGCUCCAAUUGGCAAUACCAUACACCAUGUGCAGGCCUUGCCAACCGAGAAGAUAACAAAGAAGCCCAUUCCCGAGGAGCACCUUAUCCUGAAGACCACAUUUGAAGCUUUGAUCCAGAGAUGUCUCUCUUCAGCUACUGAUCCGCAAACCAAGAGGAAACUCGAUGAUGCCAACAAACGCCUGGAGUCUCUGUAUGAUAAACUGAGAGAUCAGACACUCUCCCCAACGAUAAUCAACGGCUUGCACAACAUCGCCAGGAGCAUUGAAACGCGGAACUACACGGAGGGGCUGAACAUCCACACCCACAUCGUCAGCACUAGUAACUUCAGCGAGACAUCGGCCUUCAUGCCUGUGCUGAAAGUAGUCCUCACCCAGGCCAAUAAGCUCGGCGUGUGAAGUGAGCAUCCGCAGAGAAGCGCGGCGCUUCGGGAGAGCGUGUGUCACAGACCGCACCUUGGCCUUUAGAGCAUGAUGCGCUAGAAAGCUGGCCACAACCGGGGUCCUGCAGAUGAGCUUCAUUUUAGAAGGGCUAGUGAGUCCUGGUGCUUUUUCUUUCUCUGUUCAUCUUCUCUUAUUCUUACCUAUGGAUAAUGUAUUUAAUUACGCCACCCCAUAUCGUCCAUUUUAAAUGCAUGUUACCUGCUGCUUUGAAAGUGGCUUUUAAAUACAAGAAAGAGAAGGGAGUGUGUGUGUAAGGCUGCCCUCAAGAGAGAUUCCUUCCACAUUCCUCAGCAUCAACCAAUUAAAAGUUCCAGAUUCUA